CAAAACACAAUGGCGGCGCCCACCAGAGUGAGAUGCUGCUUGUCGAGUUGAAAACAUAAGCGACGAUAUUCUUGACUUUUUUAAAUUUUUUUUUGAAGGAAUGGACACCGUAGGAGAGGACGAACCGGACCCUAUAAAGCUGAAGUCCGUCAAGAACAAUAAAACAUUCACAGUGCCUCAAAAUGACAGGUUUGGGAGCUGCAGAAGUGUCAGAGAGUUUGAGAAACUCAACCGAAUUGGAGAAGGAACUUACGGCAUUGUGUACCGAGCCCGUGACACCAAGUCAGAUGAGAUUGUAGCGUUGAAGAAGGUCCGGAUGGACAAAGAGAAAGAUGGAAUCCCCAUCAGUAGCCUCAGAGAGAUUACCCUGCUGUUGAGGCUGAGGCAUCCCAACAUAGUGGAGCUGAAGGAGGUGGUUGUAGGCAGCCAACUGGAGAGUCUGUUUCUGGUGAUGAGUUACUGUGAGCAGGACCUGGCCAGUCUGCUGGAAAACAUGCAGACGCCGUUCUCUGAGGCUCAGGUGAAGUGUAUCGUCCUUCAGUUGCUCAGAGGUUUGGAGUAUCUCCACCACAAUUUCAUGAUACACAGGGACCUGAAGGUGUCUAAUCUGCUGAUGACAGACAAAGGCUGCGUUAAGAUUGCUGAUUUUGGGUUGGCCAGGAUGUACGGGAUCCCCCAGCAGCCCAUGACCCCCAGAGUGGUUACACUGUGGUACAGAAGUCCAGAGCUCCUCCUAGGGACCAAGACCCAAACUACAGCUCUGGACAUGUGGGCGGUCGGCUGUAUCCUGGCGGAGCUGCUCGCUCACAAACCUCUGCUGCCUGGAACCUCUGAGAUCCAGCAGGUCGACCUGAUUGUUCAGCUGCUGGGAACACCCAACGAAAACAUCUGGCCUGGUUUCUCUCAGCUGCCCCUGAUCGGUCAGUACAGCCUGAGGAAGCAGCCGUACAACAACCUGAAGAAUAAAUUCACCUGGCUGUCUGACGCUGGUCACAGACUGCUCAACCUGCUCUUCAUGUACAACCCACAGCGCAGAGCUACUGCCAAAGAUUGUUUGGACAGUUCCUACUUCAAAGAGAAACCUCUACCCUGUGAACCGGAGCUCAUGCCGACCUUCCCCCACCAUCGCAACAAACGAGCUGCUCCUCCGGCAGAGAGCCACGCGAAGCGGAGCAAAGUGUGAUCAGGACGGUGGUGAGGAUGAGGAUGAGGAUGAGGAUGAGGAUGAGAUUCUCACUCAAAGGAUGGGCACUGGUUUUUGUUUCCAUGACAUGCACUGGAAACAUAGAUUUGCUCUUAAGGAUGUUAAUGGAUUUUCCUGUGGAACUUUGAGCAAAUGAAAAUGAAUUCCAAUCAUGUUCAGAUUCAGAUUAGAUAGACAUCAGAGCAGGUCUGGUUACACGGGACCCUUAAGCGUAAAGUAUGAUGCAGUAAUUAAACUAUCUAACAAAGCUGUAACCGCACAUUCUGCGGUGUAGAUACAGUUGCCUGCAGCACUGUGAACUGCUUAUAGGCCCAGUAUUAAUGUCUUCUGUUAGCUUCCAGAUUAUCUCUUAUAAUUCAUUUUGCUGCCAAUGUCUGUACACAAUAGUUCAAGGUAAUGAGGUUGCCUUGACAACUACACUGAGGCAUUGAGUACUUGUACUGGUGUGGCGAACAUCACCGUCUUUUCAGCUGUCCUGUGAUCAGUUUCGAUCCUCAUAUCAAAACAAUAAAACUGAAAACGCAUGACAAGUAGGAACUGAACCAACUUGCUUGAGCUCUGCCCACAGUUACACUGCAUCUGCAUGGCGGGAGAUGUAGAACCAUCACUGUGUGUCAAGGAGCAGCCCUGUGUCAAAGUGUCCUUGAGGGAAAGUACUGAAGCCCUGAAUCUGCUCUUAGUGUUAGUUCAACAUUUUGGGGAAUAUGCAUAUUCACUUAUCCCCACAUGUAUUCUCAUUGGAUCAAAGAGGUUAUUCGAUAUCUCGGGCCAGAGAAGAUAAGAUACUCUCCAAGGAUCUGCUCCGAGAUUCUGUUCAGUUCUUCAGCCGUUCUUCACCGUAACCAUAAUCUUCAUGUUUUUUCCUCUUUGGCAAAUAUUCAGUAGUGCAGGUCUG
Seriola aureovittata is the source of this 2099-nucleotide messenger RNA. RefSeq names its product cyclin dependent kinase 10 (gene cdk10). The coding region runs from base 101 to 1183 and encodes 360 amino acids. Gene Ontology annotation, molecular function: ATP binding; cyclin-dependent protein serine/threonine kinase activity. The transcript has 13 exons. The record is from RefSeq and is a predicted model, not a curated record. Gene Ontology annotation, biological process: protein phosphorylation; regulation of mitotic cell cycle. NCBI's taxonomy places the organism in Eukaryota, Metazoa, Chordata, Actinopteri, Carangiformes, Carangidae. Gene Ontology annotation, cellular component: nucleus.